Messenger RNA from Tachysurus vachellii, 3552 nucleotides. RefSeq lists its product as uncharacterized. The coding region runs from base 344 to 841 and encodes 165 amino acids. NCBI's taxonomy places the organism in Eukaryota, Metazoa, Chordata, Actinopteri, Siluriformes, Bagridae. The record is from RefSeq and is a predicted model, not a curated record. The transcript is spliced from 5 exons.
GCGUUACGGAAGUUGGCCAUCCAAAAAAGAUUUGUUAAUGUAAAGAGCUUCAAAAACAAGCAAACACCGAGCUAAGCGAUUGUGCCACGAACACGUACGCAGUACCUGAAAACAGAAAAGAGCUUCUAAAUCCGAAGGAGAACCGUGUUAUUAUUGUUUCCGAUACGGUUAUUUACACACGCUGUUGUUUAGCCGUUAAACACGAGACACAUUCCUCGGUUAGCUGGAAAAUAAACAAACGCAAUGCUAACGGCUAACGGCUAAUGGACUGUAGAUAACGAGCACCGCGGCGCGAGCCAGACUGAAGAUUAUGAAGACUGAUUCAGACUGAGAAGGUUAAACUAUGGAGCUGUACUGGUACAUAGUUGUCAUAAUAUUUAUUAUGAUAAAGAUCUUCUUCUACGUCUGCUGGUACCGCUCAAGACAGAGGCAGCUGGCCGCAUAUCUCAGUAAUCCACGCAACGCCCAGAUCGUUAUUGUGGGAGGAAGAGCAUACCUGCACCAGAUGUGUGAGAACCAAAACACGUCAAUCUGGCCAAAUUGGUACAGUGUUCAGGAUGAUGGCUCCGUAGGUGAACCCUCCGUUUCUCUUCCUCCUUCUUCUUCCCUCUCUCAUCUGGACUUGCCCCCUCCAUACGAGGCUGUUUCUGGAGCGGACGACCUGAAACCACCUCCGUACAGCGAGUUUGCUCAGAACGACGACACGGACACGUCUCAGAGCAUCGCUAUCCCAGAGGGCAACAAUUCAAGCAUCAGCGAUGACCCGCCUCCAUACACCCCCACCACCAACCAGCACACCAGCAUUCAGUGCCAAGCCGAGCCUGAGGGGAGAUCCAGCUAGUCUCUUCCAACAUCAUGUCUCAGUUUUGUUCACAGCAAGGGCUGUACUUCUCCAUGCAGUUGCUCAGCGUUUAGUUAGAGACUCAUUUAUUGUUUGGUCAUUUUUACUCUUAUUAACGGUGCAUGAGGUGGAUUCUAGACAUGUUAAAAGCUAAGGGGAAACUUUUGGUUUUAAAACAAAAAAGCCUCCUAAUUUUCUCUUCUUGAUGAAAAGAUGGUGAGCUGCUCUAAUGUUAAUGGGUGCUUUAAGCUCACUCAUGCCUUAUUUUGGUUUCCUCUUAUAUAACCAGCAUCAUGACAAUAACACAUUUGUGUACCAUGUUUUCUAGACCGUAUGUCGCAUCAGGUACAAGUAUGGAUUCUUUCUGCUUAGAUUAAGCGUUCAUAUACACGUCGCUUCCUUCACUGUAAUGUAUCCAUUUUCUUAUUUUACAUGUAGUAUGUUCUGCUCCUAAAACAGCACUUAAGCACACCCUAGUGGUAUAGACUUUUUUUUUUUUUGUCUACUGAAAAUGUGAUUACACAUUUUCUUUUCAUUUUAGACCUUAUUUACUUGAUAAAGAGCUUUUGCCGGUGUGACCUCUGCUGCUCCAUUGCCAGUUUCUGCCAGCAGCUAUCUGUCUGUAAGCAUCGGAAGCAUCAGGGUAAUAGUAGUGUGCUCUCUAAUAACUCCCUUGUAGCGAGUGAAGUAGAAUGCCUUCCAUAAAACAAACUCAAAGCUCAUAGUCUGGAAAAUAUGGUUGCACACAGACACACACCACUGCAAUGACUUUGUCCUAUAUGCAUUUCAACUUUCUGACAUUUAUAGAUCUAAUGACUGCUUUAGUCCAGGGGUGGACAAAUGAUAAAUUCAAUAGCUAGCUGUCCUGGCAAGUGUAAAGCUCCAGUGCGUUGCCCAGAUUAAUAUUUCAAACUAAUUGACUACGAUUUAAAAUGACAGUCAGCAUAAUUUAAUAAUACAUGGAUAGCUAGUUAUCAAUAGAAUAAUGGAAAUAAAAGAAGAAUGUUUUAAUGCAUCAAAAUUGUCGAACAACUCUGCUAUGAACUACAAUGUUCUCAAUUCAAAUCAUGGUAUAAAUAUUACUUAGGGCUGGCUAGGGACUUUCUUCCUUUUUUAAAUAAACCGUUUGCAUAUUUUGCUAGCAGAAGAGUUACAUGACAGCAUUACACAGGCACUUCGUUUAUUUUGUUUGUGUUCUCACUUAUUCCAUAUUUUCUUUUUGUUUUCUGUAAAUCUGGCUAGUUAAAAUACUGAAUUCUCUUCAUCUGAAGUGUGUAGUGCAGCAGGCAGUGGGAUUCAGAAACAUGUCAGUUAUCAGCUGUAUCAGUGCAUUACUUUUAUGCAUACUCACCUGAUAAAAACUUCAGUAGUCUGUAUUUAGCACGGUAUAUUUUGAUUUCUCUUGUUCUGCCUACUUGUUGGAUGGCUAUGGGGUUGAAUUCUGCGUUAAAAAAAGCAAAAAAAAAAAAAAAAAAAAGCCUGGACAGGAAAUCUGCUAAUCCUGGGGCACCUGGGCUCGUGAUUUGUCCACCCCUCCUGCAUAUUCACCCUGAAUUGAAUGUACUUAAUCGUGUAGUUUGACCAGUGCCAUGUUAGAAUGAGAUUUAUCAGACCUAGAUGUGUUGAGAAACAUUUGUUCUCGUCUCUAUAAACGUCCAAAGGGAGAGGAUUCUGUGCAGAGGUAAACUUUAACCUCAUGUUUAUGCAUAACCUCGCUUAGUAUGUGAUGACAAUUUCUGAAACUAUCCUUAAGCACUUUUAUGUCAGUGUAAUUGCCUUACUUCUGUCUGUGUAAGUAGGCACGUGCCGAUAAUCGGGGUGUACAGCAUAGCUUAAUAUUCAAGUUACUGUUAUCAUCAUGGACACUUAAAGCUAUCAGAACCAUCCAUGCAUUGCAUUCUUGAGGAAUUAGGUUUGUCUCAUUCAGAAGGUUGGGUCCUUUGCCCUGCAUACUUCAUGUUAUGAAUGAGACGCGUUUCCUUUUCAGUUAAAAUGCUGCUAAGCUUGUGAGAACAGGUCCAGAUAACUAAUUUAUUUUCUUAACUUGAUAUGAUGUUAUCGUAACCGUGAUAAAUGUUCCUCACUUAUCGCGAUAUGACAAUGUAAGAUCGGCACACGCCUAGUUGUAAUGGGCGAAUAUAAUUAACGGUCAUCGGAGUCCACGUGGCAGUGAUGAUGUGAGUAAAUUCAGAGAGUAUGUCCAUCGUACGCUUUUGCUUAUCAGGUGUCCGUAAUGAUUUUAUGCGUUUACGGCACACAGUAAGGAACUCGCCUCCUUCUUUUAUGAUUUCUUUCAGUAUGUGUGUUUAUUAGUAGAUGUUCAUAUCAAUGUUAAUGUGUUUUAAAUAAUGUAUGACUGUGCAGUUGCUGUCAAAUGUAUGAGGUUAACAUACACUUACUGGCUAAUUUAUUAGACACACCUACCUUCUGUGUCUGAUGCACCUGUAAAAGUUACUGAACUGAGAACGACCCACUACCCAAAUGACCUCUGAGUAGCCAGUGAUCCUAUGAUAGUCCCUUCCCAUUAAUAGGUGGCUAACAUCAUCCAGAGCAACUGAUGGUGUUCAGUCAGUAUUAAUACACCUGUAAAGUGGUCUGUAUGGUAGGUGAGUCUGAUAAAAUGGUCAGUAAGUAGCGAUCAUAUAAUAAACUGGCAACUCAGUGUAAUGGGAUCAAUACUUUUUUAUUAUUAAAGCCUCUUGGUAAAACAA